UGUCUCUGAAAAUAUUCUAUUCAUUGAAUGUAUUGUUAAUUAUAUGGUUUAUUGGGUACCAAAUCAUCGCUGUAUUGACUGUAUUCAGACAAUACAUUACAUACUAUAUGUAUGUAUGGCGACUGGUCGAACGAUUUCAGACAAUGCGGGCGCACAUACAUCAGUCAAACAUCGAUAGCCGGCCAUCGAUACUGUCGCAGCCGUUGCCACCGAUUCCCGGCGGUGGCGGCGAUACACACAAAAAGGCUGUACUGAACAGUGCGGCCGCAGCUUUUGCGGCCAACCCUAUUGGCAGCAACGAAAUGCUGGCAGUCUAUGGCCAUCAAAUGCUAGACGAAAACAUCUAUUCCGUACCGCAAGAUCAGGCCAACAAUUGUUUGUCUCGGCCUCGAAGUGCCGGUUUCGAGAACGGAGGCGCCGCCCGAGUCCAACGAUCCCGUUCUAUACCCCGAUCGCAUCCAAUCAAUUCGGGUCUGAAUACUAUUCAUUAUUCAUCGACAACAUCCUCAUCGUCAGCGUCAUCGACGACCAGUACUAACACCAACACAACAACAACAACAAUACUGGUCCACCGUUACCGCCGCGUGCCUCGACAUUGGAGCGCAAUCAUAGCCACAGUAGUACCGGCAGUAAUUCGGACACUAAUCGAUAUCGACAUCGAAAGUAUACCGUCGACGCCGACACUGUUGGCAGCUAUCAAACGAGCGACACAUUCGGCAACUGUCGACUACGGCAACAUUGGCGGCGGCGGCGGCGGUACUACCGCUGAUACUUCGGUGGUCAACAAUAAUAAUAAUAAUCAUCAAAACAAUACUAGUCUUCUCGAUUAA
This is a messenger RNA of Oppia nitens, 830 nucleotides long. RefSeq lists its product as uncharacterized. The transcript has 3 exons. The record is from RefSeq and is a predicted model, not a curated record. Bases 108 to 830 code for a protein of 240 amino acids. Lineage: Eukaryota; Metazoa; Arthropoda; Arachnida; Sarcoptiformes; Oppiidae.